Dipodomys spectabilis (banner-tailed kangaroo rat) is the source of this 2975-nucleotide messenger RNA. It is a transcript of the gene Me1, whose product is annotated as malic enzyme 1. Gene Ontology annotation, molecular function: malate dehydrogenase (decarboxylating) (NAD+) activity; NAD binding; malate dehydrogenase (decarboxylating) (NADP+) activity. NCBI's taxonomy places the organism in Eukaryota, Metazoa, Chordata, Mammalia, Rodentia, Heteromyidae. Gene Ontology annotation, cellular component: mitochondrion. The record is from RefSeq and is a predicted model, not a curated record. Gene Ontology annotation, biological process: malate metabolic process; pyruvate metabolic process. The transcript has 14 exons. The coding region runs from base 41 to 1759 and encodes 572 amino acids.
CGUACCUCAGACCCCGCGGUCCUCUGACCCCGCCGCCGCCAUGGAGCCCACCGCGCCCCGCCGCCGCCACACCCGGCUGCGCGGCUACCUGCUGACGCGGGACCCGCACCUCAACAAGGACUUGGCCUUUUCGCUGGAGGAAAGGCAGCAGCUGAACAUCCACGGGCUCCUGCCUCCCUGCUUCGUUUCCCAGGAGAUCCAGGUCCUGAGGGUGGUGAAGAACUUCGAGCGCCUCAGCUCUGACUUUGACAGGUAUCUCCUCCUGAUGGAUCUUCAAGACAGAAACGAGAAGCUCUUCUAUAGAGUGCUGCUGUCAGACAUCGAGAAGUUCAUGCCCAUUGUGUACACCCCCACUGUGGGGCUAGCUUGCCAGCAGUAUAGUUUGGCAUUUCGGAAGCCAAGAGGCCUCUUCAUCAGCAUUCAUGACCAGGGUCACAUUGCUUCGGUUCUCAACGCCUGGCCGGAAGACGUCAUCAAGGCUGUGGUGGUGACGGACGGGGAGCGCAUCCUGGGCCUGGGUGACCUGGGCUGCAACGGCAUGGGCAUCCCCGUGGGCAAGCUGGCACUGUACACAGCCUGCGGGGGUGUCAACCCGCAGCAGUGCCUGCCCGUGCUGCUGGACGUGGGCACACAGAACGAGGCAUUACUUAAAGAUCCACUGUACAUUGGACUCCGGCAGAAAAGAGUGAGAGGCCCAGAUUACGACAACUUUUUGGAUGAAUUCAUGGAGGCGGUUUCUUCCAAAUACGGCAUGAAUUGCCUUAUUCAGUUUGAAGAUUUUGCCAAUAUGAAUGCAUUUCGCCUCCUGAACAAGUAUCGAAACCGGUAUUGCACAUUUAAUGAUGACAUUCAAGGAACGGCAUCUGUUGCAGUGGCUGGGCUCCUUGCUGCUCUUCGAAUAACCAAGAACAAGCUGGCUGAUCAGACGAUACUGUUCCAAGGCGCUGGAGAGGCCGCCCUGGGCAUUGCUCAUCUGAUCGUGAUGGCCAUGGAGAAAGAAGGUUUGCCAAAGGAGAAAGCGAUCAGAAAGAUAUGGCUGGUUGACUCAAAAGGAUUAAUAGUGAAGGGACGUGCUUCCUUAACACCAGAGAAGGAGCAGUUUGCGCAUGCACACGAGGAGAUGAAGAGCUUAGAAGCCAUUGUGCAAGAAAUCAAGCCGACUGCGCUCAUUGGAGUGGCUGCAAUCGGUGGUGCAUUCUCUGAACAGAUUCUCAAAGACAUGGCGGCCUUCAACAAGAGACCUAUCAUUUUCGCCUUGAGUAAUCCAACCAGCAAAGCAGAGUGCUCCGCGGAGCAGUGCUACAAGUUCACUCAGGGCCGCGCGAUUUUUGCCAGUGGCAGUCCUUUCGAUCCGGUCACUCUUCCGAGCGGACAGACCCUGCACCCCGGCCAAGGCAACAAUUCCUAUGUGUUCCCUGGCGUGGCGCUGGGGGUCGUGACGUGCGGCCUGAAACAUAUCAGCGACAAGGUCUUCCUCACCACUGCCGAGGUCAUCUCUCAGCAGGUGUCAGACAAGCACCUAGAGGAGGGCCGGCUCUACCCGCCUCUCAACACCAUUAGAGACGUGUCGCUGAAGAUUGCAGUGAGGAUUGUGAAAGAUGCAUACCAAGAAGAGACGGCCACGGUUUAUCCGGAGCCGCAGAACAAAGAAGCGUUUGUUCGUGCGCACAUGUUCUCUCCCGAGUAUGACCAACUGCUCCCCGAAUGCUACCCCUGGCCCGCCGAUGCCCGGAAAACACAGACCAAAGCCGACCUCUAGCCACAGCCCGUGCUCUCCACAGCAGCUCAGAGAGCUGGAAACAGUCCUUCCUAGUUUCUGAAGGUUGGAGUCUUUUACGAUGAUAUGCUUAGAAUAGGGUAAUUUUACUUUAAAAAUUGAAAUUUUCCUGGAAGAUCAUUAAUAUAAAUGAAGACAAACUUCACACUGGAUGAUUUCACUUGAUUUACCUUUUGGUAAUUUAUGGUUUCUAUCUUAAUUAUUUUACCCCAAUUCUCUUUAAAAAGCGAUUGCUCUUACUACUGAGAAACUCAUCUUUUUUUGUAUAGAAAACUUAAUGGGAAGACCAAAAUUAGAAAUAGAUAUGAUCAACAUUAGACCCCACAAUUCCUUCGUUGACCAUUUUGCUAAAAAUCCACUUUCUAAAAAUAAAAGGCAGAUGAAUUUAGGAAUACAUGCACUUUUGCUAAACAGAAACAACAUGACUCUAUUGCCUAGAGAAAAGAAGCAGCUUUUCAGGUAUUUUUAUUCCAGUCCCCUAUUAGAUUAUAUUUGCUCCUUUUCUCUCUCAUGGAAUCUACUGUUUCUCAGAGAAGAAAGAUCACUGCUGUUUACAACACCUUGCGCAGUUGGAUUUUCAUGUUCUUCGGUCAUUGUGACACCUCAUAGAAUAAAGCUCUCACACUGGAUCCUCACUCCAAAGCCUUGCUAACCUCAUUUUCGCCCAACCACACGCACCAGCCUCCGCCCUGCCUGCCUUGCCCCUCAGUUCAGCACAGCCUGAGCUGCAAGGUCGGGAAGGAGAGGCGAGCCUCUGCGCCAGGCCUCAGGGCAGUUCCCGGAUGAGCUCCUGGUCCACCGGAGUGUUCUCCCCCAGUGUGCUCACCCGGUUCCCUAGGCUCUCUCUCAUUCCUCUGAUAGAGCCACUGUGACUCCAUCCUGGAUCAGAUAGUCAUGUGCUUUGAUUACCAAGAACUUUCUGUGAGGAAGAAUGGCCACAUUCCCAGUGUGUAUGCUGUGACUUGAGAAGCCAAUCAUGGAACUUGUAGAAGCAGUUUCAAACUCUGAAGCUCAGGUGCAGCCGAACACUCGAUGUGUAUGGUAAAAUAUAGUGGAGAAUCUCCUGGGUCUGAAGUCAUGUUUUAAGGACAAGAUGCUCACGAUAAGUCAACUGUACUAUGAAAUGAUUUUAUCACAAGGCGGAAGUUACACAGAUUGUUUCAAGUGUGAAAGGUAACCUUUGCUUAAAGCUUUCUUC